ACCUUCUUCGCCGUAGUAGGUUCCGUAAUUUCGCUCAGCGAAGAUGGCGGCGUGUAGACGUGUUCAGCGGCUGCUGCUGCUGUUGAUAUUCAUCUCCGGCUCGAUUUGUUCUGCUCGUGGAGCCAAAUCAGUUCACGGAGACAGUGAUAAUCCCGCAGACAAUAGCGAAAGAGGUAAAAAUCCAGCGGGAGAAGCGAAAGCAAUGGCGUUGGAGGGGGCCUCGUCGGUUCGUCGCAGCGGCGGCUGGAAGCUCGCAGAGGAGGCGGCCUGUCGGGAGGACGUGAGCCGGAUCUGCCCCAAACACUCCUGGAACAACAACCUGGCCGUGCUGGAGUGCCUGCAGGACCGAAAAGACGACACGGAGAUCGGUGCAGACUGCAAUCAUCUGCUGUGGAACUACAAGCUGAAUCUGACAACGGACCCAAAGUUUGAGUCUGUGGCCAUUGAGGUGUGCAAGACGACCAUCAAUGGGAUUAAGGAGUGUGCCGCUGAGGAACGUGGGAAGGGUUACCUGGUGUCGUGUUUAGUCGAUCACCGCACCAAUAUCUCAGAAUACCAGUGUAACCAGUACAUCACCAAGAUGACCAGUAUAGUGUUCAGUGAUUACCGGCUGAUCUGCGGCUUCAUGGACAAGUGCAAGGAGGAUAUCAACAAACUGCACUGUGGAAGCGUCAACACAGGAGAGAAGGAUAUCCACUCUCAAGGAGAAGUGAUCUCAUGUCUGGAGAAAGGCCUGGUGAGUGAAGCCGAAGAGCAGCCGGGUCACUACACCAUCAGAGAGGACUGUAAGAAGGCCAUCAUGCGCGUGGCCGAACUCUCUUCCGACGACUUCCACCUGGACCGCCACCUCUACUUCUCCUGCCGGGAAGACCGCGAGCGCUUCUGUGAAAACACUCCAGCCGGAGAGGGAAAGGUCUACAAAUGUCUGUUCAACCACAAGUAUGAGGAGAGCAUGUCAGACAAAUGCAAGGACGCUCUUUCCACUCGUCAGAAGCUAAUAGCUCAGGACUACAAAGUCAGCUACUCACUGGCUAAAGCCUGCAAACCGGACCUGCGUAAAUACCGUUGCAACAUGGACACGGCGAUGCCACGAGCGCGAGAGGCCAAGCUCUCGUACCUGCUGCUGUGUCUGGAGGCCGCCGUACAUCGCGGUCAAACCGUGAGCGGCGAGUGUCAGGGAGAGAUGCUGGACUACAGGCGGAUGCUGAUGGAAGAUUACUCCCUCAGUCCAGAGAUCGUGCUGCAUUGCCGAGGGGAGAUUGACACGCACUGCUCUGGCCUGCACCACAAGGGCCGGACCCUGCACUGCCUCAUGAGGGUGUUCCGGGACAAAGCCAUCAUGGAAGGCCACUGCCAGAAAGCUAUCCAGACGCUGAUUCAGGAAACAGACCCCGGGGCCGACUAUCGCAUCGACCGCGCUCUGAACGAGGCCUGCGAGUCCGUCAUCCAGACCGCCUGCAAACACAUCCGAAACGGAGACCCCAUGAUCCUGUCCUGUCUGAUGGAGCAUCUGUACACUGAUAAGAUGGUUGAAGACUGUGAACACAGACUGCUGGAGCUGCAGUACUUCAUCUCCAGAGACUGGAAACUGGACCCCAUGCUGUACAAAAAGUGUCAGAAUGACGCUGCCCGCAUCUGUCACACUCAUGGCUGGAAUGAGACCAGCGAGUUCAUGCCGCCCGGAGCCGUCUUCUCCUGUCUGUACCGACACGCCUACCGCACUGAGAUGCAAGGACGACGGGGUUCAUCAGAAACUUCUGAAGUAGAUUCGGAAGUGAGUUUGGAUUUGUCUCGAGACUGUAAGACGGAGGUUCAGCGGAUCCUCCACCAGCGGGCCCUGGAUGUGAAGCUGGACCCAGAGCUGCAGCAGCGGUGCAUGACGGACCUCGGGAAGUGGUGCAGUGAGAAGACUGAACCUGGACAGGAAUUGGAUUGCUUGCAGGAUCAUUUAGAGGAUCUGGUCCCUAACUGCAGGGAUGUGGUGGGAAACCUCACAGAAUUGGAGUCUGAGGACAUUCAGAUCGAGGCGUUGUUGAUUCGAGCCUGCGAGCCUGUGAUCCAGUCCUACUGUCAUGACGUGGCCGAUAAUCAGAUAGACACGGGGGACCUGAUGGAGUGUCUCGUUGCCAAUAAGCACCAGAAGGAAAUGAAUGAGAAAUGCACAGUGGGAGUCACGCACUUCCAACUGAUCCAGAUGAAGGACUUCCGCUUCUCGUACAAGUUCAAGAUGGCCUGCAAGGAGGACGUGCUCAAACUGUGCCCCAACAUCAAGAAGAAGGUGGAUGUGGUGAUCUGUCUGAGUACCACAGUAAGAAACGACACUUUACAGGAGGUCAAAGACCAGCGAGUUUCCAUGAAAUGUCGCAAGCAGCUCCGAGUGGAAGAACUGGAGAUGUCGGAAGACAUUCGCCUGGAGCCGGAUCUGUACGAGAGCUGUCGGCAGGACAUCAAGCAGCACUGUCAGAACGUGGUCUUUGGAAACGCUCAGGUGAUCGAGUGUCUGAAAGAAAGCAAGAAGCACCUGACCCCGCAGUGCCAUCAGAAGGUCUUCAGACUGCAGGAGACCGAAAUGAUGGACCCAGAGCUUGACUUCCAGCUCAUGAGAGUCUGCAAGCAGAUGAUCCGGCGUUUCUGCAGCGAUACAGAUGCAAAGAACCUGUUACAGUGUCUCAAACAAAACAAGAACAGCGAGCUAAUGGACCCUAAAUGCAAACAAAUGAUUACCAAGAGACAGAUCACCCAGAACACAGAUUAUCGCCUGAACCCUGUGCUGAGAAAGGCUUGCAAAGCUGACAUCCCCAAGUUUUGCCAGAACAUUCUGAACAAAGCCAGAGACGACAACGAGCUGGAGGGACAGGUCAUCUCCUGCCUCAAACUCAAAUACGCAGACCAGCGUCUCUCUCCAGACUGUGAGGGCCAGAUCAGCGUCAUUCUGCAGGAGUCAGCGCUGGACUACAGGCUCGACCCGCAGCUGCAGCUUCAGUGCAGUGAGGAGAUCCCGCGGCUCUGUGCGGAGGAAGUAGCGGCGCAGGAGCAGACGGGUCAGGUGGAGGAGUGUUUAAAAUACAACCUGCUGAAGAUCAGCCAUGAGGGCUGUAAAAAGGAGGUGCUCAACAUCCUGAAGGAGAGUAAGGCAGAUAUCUUCGUGGAUCCAGUUCUGCACACAGCCUGCGCGCUGGACAUUAAGCACCAGUGUGCUGCUAUCCCGCCGGGCAGAGGAAGACAGAUGUCCUGUCUAAUGGAGGCUCUCCAAGAUAAGCGUGUGAGACUCCAGCCUGAGUGUAAGAAGAGAUUACAGGACCGCAUUGAUAUGUGGAGUUACGCCGCCAAGGUGGCGCCAGCAGAAGGUUUCUCCGACCUGGCCGGGCAGGUUUUCACGUCUCCUGCCAAGACCUACAUCCUGAGCAUGCUGGCGAUGUGCGUGGCGCUGCUCUUCCUCAUGGGCCUGCUGUGCGGCCGCAUCACCAAGCGCGUGACGCAGGAGUUGAAGGACAGGUAGAGAGGGGGUGCAGGGCGGGGGAAGGGUGUUUCCGCUCCCCCUGCGGGGCGAACAGCCCAUCGCGCCCCAUACGCGCCGCUCUCCGUCCUGGGCCGGGGAAGGACACUGGGGUUGCUGAAGCAAACUUGACGGAGGGGGGCGGGUGUUUAGACUCGUGCUGUGUGUGCAUUUUCGUGGUGCCACCAACGGCCACAUAGGGACCCAGUUUUAAUUGCUACACACACUCUAUUUUUUUUUUUUUUUUUUUUUUCCUGACUGUGCUUGUCCUACAUCGUCACCUGCUUCUCUGAGUAAACCUGCCUGCCGCGGACCCUGCAAGCAUCCUUUCUGACCUCCAAUCAGCUUCCUUCAACUAAUAUCACAAAGACUUUGUUUCGCUUUCCAGCUAAACAUUUUUAUUUAUUGUUGACGCUCGGAUGUUUUGGAUGCGCAGGAGGUUUUGCUUUUGUUUUCCUUUCGUUUGCAGGGAUUGUUGAGCGCAGUUUUUGACGUCCAUGUUUUAGGAAACGGCCUGUUUACUGAAGAUGUGCAUAUUGACAAAGAUGGAGCGAUUGAACGAAUGCGUGUUUGUGCCUUUUUGCCCGUCCGAGUGAGAGAACUUGUGUUUGUUUUGUGUGACUGACUGUUUUUGGUUUUAUCAUGGGCUUCUUGUUUAUUUUUCUUCAUGUCACUGAGAACAUUCUUUUUACCCAUCUUUCUUUGCAGCAGGGGCUAUAAAUAUUUGCUUAUUUUGUCUUUCGGUUGAUUUAUUUCAGUAGGGGAGGGUUUCUGCGUCAUGAAGUGUUCACACCAGAGAACUGGUCUAAACUGAGCCACAAGAUUUACAGUCCUGAGUGUAGAAAAUGGAUGAGAAAGAUCCAAAUGGCAAUAUGGCAAAUCUGAGGGCGACGGUUGAUUCUGCACUACGUGUUUAUACUGGCCGCAUUACGACGUCAGGCUGUUCAUGAUGGCUGUGGUACGAUCGCCUCGUCUGAGCUUGAUUCAUGUUUUCAUUGUGCCAUUCUGACACUCCGCCAGCUUAACACAUCCAUACAGAGAGUUUUCUGUCCGAUCGAAGUCACGUUUUGACCAUUCGCCCACAUUGUAGAUGUCAUUUUCGAUUCUUCUCUCAAUGCCUUGCUCGUAUGUCGUUGGGUUUCCAGACACGUCUAGGCCGGUUUUAGGGCAAUUGUUGGUUUUAAGCUCUUUGUUUUGUACACGUUUUUUGAAAUAAGCUCUCUUGACAGUCGGUCCAUCUCCUCUGUGGCUUGAAAACAACAUUUUAAGCUCAGUGCUGUCCAUAAUUGCCACAGUUUCAGCUUUAUCUUUAUCGUUUUUCCAUUCGCAGCCAUUGAUUUUUGUUGAGUUUUUCCUCAUGUGCUCAAACAAAACACCAGUUAUUGUCGACUAACUUGCUACUCGACUGGAUUCGUAGCUUCUAAAUUCUUUACUCUGAAUCACUGAAGGCUUUAAUGCAUAAACCCCCAUAUUUUUACUCCAUUGACACUAAAUUUCACUCUCUGGAGUGACAUUAUACUAAUUAAAGCGUAACGGAGCUGUAAUCUUACAGUCCCUGUGCAUCUCUGCCUUUUAAAUUAAUUUGGAUUUUGUAUUAUUGUUAUAUUUGUAUGCUUUUGUACAAAAUGACAUUAAAGUGGACUUUGGUUAUAGUGUUCGUGCAUUCAAGCUGUGCUUUAAGAAUCUGAAUCCAUGUCAUAAUGCUGUACUGUCCGUACUGUAAAUAGCUGUAUGAUUUUAAUAGAGGAUUGUGGGAUCUCACAAACUCUGCCUUAACUUUGGCAUUUCUUCUUUUCUUUGCAGAAGCCUUGAUCAGCCAUGGGUUGCUCCUAUAAGCAAGAACAGGAAAGGAUACAUACCCAUUCACUAACAAAAAUAGCCGCUUUUAUUCAAACCAGAUCAAAUGGCUUGUGAUUAAUAUGCUUCUGUA
Molecule: messenger RNA, 5426 nt
Organism: Megalobrama amblycephala (Wuchang bream)
Lineage: Eukaryota; Metazoa; Chordata; Actinopteri; Cypriniformes; Xenocyprididae
Gene: glg1a
Product: golgi glycoprotein 1a
Exons: 27
Coding region: 44-3499 (1151 amino acids)
Cellular component (GO): Golgi membrane
Molecular function (GO): fibroblast growth factor binding
Source: RefSeq, a predicted model, not a curated record